This is a messenger RNA of Acaulospora colombiana, 1485 nucleotides long. Lineage: Eukaryota; Fungi; Glomeromycota; Glomeromycetes; Diversisporales; Acaulosporaceae. The record is from the annotation of a GenBank genome assembly.
AUGAAUGACUCGCAAUCCAUCGUGACAAUACAUUCAAAAAAUUUUUCGAAAUUGUCGGUUGUCGCGUCGCUCUUAUGUCUCGCAAUAACUUCACACGCUCUUCCGUGUGAGAAGAAGGUGGAUGACAUCAAGCAUGUUCUUCUCAUUUCAGUUGACGGUCUCCACCAAAAGGACGUUGACUCAUUCUCCAAAUCAAACCCCGACUCAACUAUCGCCAAGCUUCUGCACACUGGUGUCUACUUUAACAAUGCUUCAACCUCAAAACCUUCUGAUUCUUUCCCUGGUCUCAUGGCUCAAGUGACCGGUGGAAUACCAGCAACUACUGGGGUUUGGUACGAUAAUGCAUGGGAUGGCUCAUUGUUCCCGGCUGGGUCCAACUGUAAGGGAACACCCGGUAUCCCUACUACUUGGGACGAGUCACUUGACUUUAACUCUACCGCAGUCUUCACAUCUAUCAAUGAUAGUCUCCUCCCAGAGAGACUCGUUGAUGGAGAAUGUGUAAAGGUGCAACCAUACGAAUUUCUCCGAGUUAAUACCAUCUUUGAGGUUGCUAAGAAAUAUGGUCUGGUAACAGCUUGGACCGAUAAAUUACCUGCCUAUUCGAUCAUCAGAGGACCUUCUGGAACUGGUGUAGAUGACUUGUUUGUCCCCGAAAUUAGUGGUGUCAAUAAAACAAAUGUCACUGCAGUUGAAGGUUACGAUGAACUUCACAUCAAAGCCAUACUCAACUGGAUCAACAGUCUAAAAGCAGAUGGCUCACCUUUUAGCGUUCCAGCCAUUUUCGGUGGCAAUUUCCAAUCCGUUAGUGUAGCUCAAAAAUCAACCGCCGGAGGUUAUUUGGAUGCCAAUGGUACCCCUUCUGCUGUACUUAAAGGGGCCCUCGAAUAUGUCGAUGAUGCUCUUGGACAAUUUGUGGACGCUUUGGACAAAAAGGGCUUAUUAGACUGUACAAUAAUUAUCAUUUCCGCGAAACAUGGUCAAUCUCCCAUCGAUAGAACAAAAUUAAAGGAAAUUCCUAAGGCAACUUUAUCCGCUCAGGUCACUGUUCCGAUUAAUCAAUUGACAGUCGAUGAUGUUGCAUUAUUCUAUUUGAAAAAUCAUAACGAUUCUGGAGUUGCUGCGAAACAACUUCUUGCAAACGCCACUCUUCUCGGUAUUACGACAUUGUACGAGGGACAAAGUCUGAUAGAUGAAUUUCACUGUAACCCAUGCGAAGAUUCUCGAUGUCCCGACAUCGCCAUUAAGACAAACGUUGGUAUCAUCUAUAGUACAGCACCCAAGAUUGCUGAACAUGGUGGUUUCAAUGAAGAUGAUCUCCAUGUUCCAAUCAUCGUUUCGCAUCCUACAUUUGAAUGCAAAGUUGACUCCACCUUUGUCGAAACCCGAUCCAUUGCACCCUUCAUUCUCUCUGUUUUGGGCAUGGAUCCGAACGAAUUAGAGGCCGUCUGCAAGGAUCAAACUCCAAAUCUUCCAUUAUUUGAAUAA